Messenger RNA from Spirometra erinaceieuropaei, 264 nucleotides. The record is from the annotation of a GenBank genome assembly. Lineage: Eukaryota; Metazoa; Platyhelminthes; Cestoda; Diphyllobothriidea; Diphyllobothriidae.
AUGCUCGGAUCGCGCAUACACGAACAGAAGCUGGCUGUUCGACGAGGCGACGCAUUAUCACAAGUGGCCACCCACGCCUACGAAAUGGGUCACGAGUUUAACAUCGUAGCCACCAAAAUAGUCACCCAAACCGGAAACAAGACAGUCCGAGAAUUGAUUGAAGCCUGGGCCUCGGAUGAGAAGUCAUUCAAUCGAUUUAUCGAUCUGGCGCCGGCGUACAGAGCCCUGCGUGGUCACCUCCAGCCCUGCGCCGUCGGUCGAUGA